This is a messenger RNA of Tremella mesenterica DSM 1558, 1113 nucleotides long. RefSeq lists its product as uncharacterized. The transcript has a single exon. Lineage: Eukaryota; Fungi; Basidiomycota; Tremellomycetes; Tremellales; Tremellaceae. The record is from RefSeq and is a predicted model, not a curated record. The coding region runs from base 1 to 1113 and encodes 370 amino acids.
AUGAGAAAACCUCCCCCACCUCGCUUUCGAACAUUAUCAUCAGGUGAACCACCAAGCCGAAAUGGUAUAGAAACUACCUCUCUUGUCCACCCUCGAAGCAAUGACCUGGACAUCUACUUUGGCUGGCCGAAAGCUUAUCAUUUGGAGCUCGUAGUCUCGUAUAAUGAGAACAACAAUCGUGCAGUGUUGUUCAUUCCUACCCAAUACAAGAACAGUAUUUCUAUCAAACCUCUGACAUCAGUAGUAGAGGUACUUGAUCUCCAAGGCCAAGCUGGAAGACAUAUCUCUGGUAGCACUAAGAAUGUUGUCCCACUCCGAGCGGUCAGUUGGCGGCAUUUUGAACAGCCCGCACGAGAGACCAUAGUAGCACUGUACAGAGUACUCACUCAUCUUGAGUCAAAGCGGGAGGACGACCUCAAGGAAGAAGAUCGCUCCUCGCUGGAAGAAGCUAUACGAGUCACUAUACUGAUGAUGAGGACUAUCAAUGUCAUCUGCACCCUCACAAAACAUGUGCAGAUGACGUGCAAGGAGGCAGAGAGUCGUCAGUGGGGCAUGUGUAGUGAUGUCACACACGAUUAUAAAAUUCUCCUGCCAAUAUGGCCAGAAGGCCCAGACAGCCAGAGUACAGGUAAUUGGCAGUCUCAGAUUUGUUCUAUGGAUCUGACGAGCACUCUUGGCCUGUCCGACGAAUUGAGCGUCUCACUGACCUCCAUCUUGCCAGACACAGAUGACUCUCCACGCUCUGCCAUUGAGCAGAUUUUCCAAGCCUUCUAUUAUAAUCGAAAAAGAGAUCAACAAUCUCUGUCACACGUAUCUGGGGUUUCAAACCUCUCGGAGGAAUUCUCCCCUCAAGCAGCUGUAUCAACCGUCUUCCCUAGCCCUUGCGACACAGAAUAUUCCAAAACGCUGUUCACUAAUGAUGAUCGCUCAGACAAUGUCCCACCCGCCCUCAUCUGUGGACCCGCUUUGUCAGAAGGUGGUGCUUGGUCCAAAAAGGAUCUGACACAUCCCCUUCCUUCUAAACCUCCGGGUGAACUUCCCCCAAAGCUGCCGGUGACAUUCGUAGCCGUCUCCAUGAGAUCGGAUGCACCUAAGCUCAACAUUCCAAAGUGA